AUAUGCAUACAAAUUGAGUACUUGACAACCACUUAGAGCAACGUGUCUGUGUUUGAGAGGACUAAACUAAACUAAACCCCUCACACACAUCUUUUAGGGAAAAAAGAAAAAAAAAAGAAAAAAAAAUGAGUGAUAACAUAGUCUCAUCAACACAAACCUUUAAUAUUAAGUACAACAAUACUAUCACAUUUUCUUCAACAAGUGGAAUCUCUUCUUCUUCUUCUCAUCAUCAUAAUCAUCAAGAUGAUGGUGGGGUUAUCAAAGAGCAAGAUCGGUUGCUUCCAAUUGCAAAUGUUGGGAGAAUCAUGAAGCAAAUCCUUCCAACAAAUGCAAAGAUCUCAAAGGAAGCAAAGGAGACUAUGCAAGAGUGUGUUUCUGAGUUCAUAAGCUUUGUGACCGGUGAAGCUUCUGACAAGUGUCACAAGGAGAAGCGCAAGACCGUUAAUGGUGAUGAUAUUUGUUGGGCCUUGGCUACUCUAGGGUUUGAUGAUUAUGCUGAGCCACUCAAAAGGUACUUGCAUAAGUUUAGGGAAUUGGAAUGUGAAAAAGCUAAUAAUCAAAAUAAUAUUAAGGUUAUUAAUACUACUAAUAGAAAUAAUAAUAAUCUUAUUGAAAAAUAUAGUAGUUAUGGGGGUGAUGAUGAUGAAGACUAGAAUAAUAGCCAAGAAAAGAAAACACUACUCCAAAUCUAGGACUAAAGAGAAAGGGUAUCUAUUUGUCACUACUCCAAGCUUCUUGUUCUUUUUCUUAAUUACUUCAUCUACUUCUUUAAUUUUAAUUUCUAGUAGUUUAAUCUCUUUCUAACUUGUUUAAUUUCAUAUAUCAUUAAUCUAUUAGGUGCUAUAUGGUGUUGUUAAUGUGAAAUCAUGAGCAAUAUUAUGUAUAUCUAUAAGCAUGUAUGAAUUUCAGAUCUUUUAAUUUGUUAAGGGUUUGAAAUAUUUAUUGAGUUUGAUGAUGGUACUUAUUAUAACCAUAUAGUAGCUUGGGAAUUAGAUGAUGAACUUAGUUGUUGAAUUUUGGACUAUCACAAUAAUAAAAAGGAUGA
Molecule: messenger RNA, 1045 nt
Organism: Arachis ipaensis
Lineage: Eukaryota; Viridiplantae; Streptophyta; Magnoliopsida; Fabales; Fabaceae
Source: RefSeq, a predicted model, not a curated record